AUGGGGUACGUGAAGUAUGUCGCCAAGGUCAAGACGAUUGUGGUGAAACUCCUUCUCCAAGGGAAAUCCCGCGACGACAUCAACGCUAUAGUUGAUGAGAAUAUAUCCUCCAAAUCCCUGAGCCGCUGGAAGAACAUGUUCAUUCAAACACACUUGGUGGUCCGAGACGCCUCGCUAUACGAACCUUGUGGCCGCCCGCUUGCAAUCUCCGUCGAAGAGCAGGACUUCAUCUUGGAUAUUAUCGGUGUGGACCCGACGUUGUAUCUUGACGAGAUACAGAAGGCGGUGCUCGAGUCCUCGGGGGAGCUGUAUGCCAUAUCAACCAUCCAUGAUGACCUCCGACGUCGACUUGGCCUGACGCUCAAGGUUGCGCAACACGUUAGCCCAUCUCAGGACUCGGUGAAGCGAGCAAGAUGGACCAUCAGGAUCGCCAACAUGCCACCUGAGUAUCUUGUCUUUGUCGGUCUUCAUCUCGCCAAGUCCUCGCUUGGCCUCUCAGCGCGCAAGCAGUUCUAUUGUCCGAAAGGACUUCAGGUCCUCUCAGCCAAUAGAAUGUCUAUGCCCAAUUGA
Molecule: messenger RNA, 570 nt
Organism: Puccinia triticina
Lineage: Eukaryota; Fungi; Basidiomycota; Pucciniomycetes; Pucciniales; Pucciniaceae
Exons: 2
Coding region: 1-570 (189 amino acids)
Source: RefSeq, a predicted model, not a curated record